Aspergillus puulaauensis is the source of this 1596-nucleotide messenger RNA. Its product is annotated as sugar porter family MFS transporter. The record is from RefSeq and is a predicted model, not a curated record. Gene Ontology annotation, molecular function: carbohydrate:proton symporter activity. Gene Ontology annotation, biological process: carbohydrate transport; transmembrane transport. NCBI's taxonomy places the organism in Eukaryota, Fungi, Ascomycota, Eurotiomycetes, Eurotiales, Aspergillaceae. The transcript is spliced from 4 exons. Gene Ontology annotation, cellular component: membrane. The coding region runs from base 1 to 1596 and encodes 531 amino acids.
AUGGCCGAGGAAAAGAAGACACCACCUGAGGCGAGGAAAGAGGACCUGGAGGAGGUGGAGGAGGUCAGGGUUGCUCAUGACGCCCUGAACAUGAAAUACAGCCCCUUUACGGUGUCGAUGUUCCGUCUGUACUUGUGUCUUGUCAUUCCAUAUCUGUGCGGGUGUCUGAACGGGUACGAUGGCUCAUUGAUGGGAGGGCUGAACGGGAUGGACUCAUACCUGGCCUUUUUCAACAUGAAAACCUCCGGUUCCAGCACUGGCAUCGUCUUUGCCAUCUACAAUAUCGGCUCCAUACCCGCUGUCUUUUUUACCGGGCCGGUCAACGACUACUGGGGCCGCCGCAUGGGUAUGUUCAUUGGCGCCUUGAUCAUCGUUAUCGGAACCUGCAUACAAGCGCCGUCUGCCAACAGGGGGAUGUUCCUGGCAGGCCGGUUCAUUUUGGGAUUUGGUGUGAGCUUCUGCUGCGUUUCUGCGCCGUGCUACGUCAGUGAGAUGGCUCAUCCAGCGUGGAGAGGUACGAUUACUGGUCUUUACAACACCACUUGGUACAUUGGAUCCAUCCUCGCCAGCUGGGUCGUAUUCGGAUGCGCCAAACUCGACAAUCCAGACUCGUUCCGCAUUCCCAUCUGGUGCCAGCUCAUAUCAUCCGCCUUCGUUGUCCUCGGGGUCUGGUUCAUUCCAGAGUCGCCGCGCUGGCUGAUGGCACAGGACCGCAGUGAAGACGCCGCUAAGGUCCUGGCGAAAUACCAUGGAGACAAAGACCCAGAGCAUCCCAUCGUCGUGCUGCAACUCAAGGAAAUGCAGCAAAGCAUCGCCACGGACGCCUCCGACAAGAAAUGGUGGGACUACCGUGAGCUUUACACCGGCCACUCCGCCCGUCGCAGACUCAUCUGCGUGCUCGGUAUGGCCUGCUUCGGGCAGAUAUCUGGCAACUCGGUCACAUCGUACUAUCUGCCCGUGAUGCUCGAGAACGUAGGCAUCGUUACAGAGAGUCGCAAGCUGCUUCUCAAUGGCAUAUACCCUCCACUGUCCUUUAUUGGAGCCAUCACCGGCGCAAGAAUGACCGACACAAUCGGCCGCCGUCCAUUGCUCAUAUACUCGCUCUUGUUCUGCUCUGUCGCUUUUGCCAUUAUGACGGGGACAUCGAAGCUAGCCACCGACGACCCUUCGAAUACAGCUGCCGCGAACACAACUAUUGCGUUUAUCUACUUAUUCGGAAUCAUAUUCUCCUUUGGCUGGACACCGCUACAGUCUAUGUACAUCGCCGAAUCCCUCACAACGACAACCCGCGCCAAGGGCACUGCAGUCGGUAACCUUGCGUCCUCGAUCAGCGGUGCGGUCAUCCAGUACAGCUCGGGCCCGGCAUUCGAAAACAUAAAGUACUACUUCUAUCUCGUCUUUGUGUUCUGGGACUUGAUUGAGAUUGUCAUCAUGUGGUUCUUCUUCCCUGAGACGAAGGACCGCACCCUCGAGGAGCUGGAGGAGGUCUUUUCUGAUCCGAACCCUGUCAAGAGGAGUCUUGUUAAGCGUGAUGAAACGACGGUUCUGAAGACGAUGCAUGUGGAGACUGCUGAGACGAAGGAGGUUCAAGUAUAA